Molecule: messenger RNA, 1239 nt
Organism: Fulvia fulva
Lineage: Eukaryota; Fungi; Ascomycota; Dothideomycetes; Mycosphaerellales; Mycosphaerellaceae
Exons: 6
Coding region: 1-1239 (412 amino acids)
Cellular component (GO): nucleus; cytoplasm
Molecular function (GO): RNA binding
Source: RefSeq, a predicted model, not a curated record
AUGCGAAUGCCUCAGGCUCCGACAGCUUUUCCCCACAGCAACGCACCUUCCAUGCCAAGCGCCUUCCAAUUCUUCUCGUGCGGAAUUGGCUUGUUCGACCUCACACCCGAACAGUCUCACUUUGCAGGACAUAAUGUGUCGUACCAGCUCGUGACUGUAGACAACAUGAGCGCGAUUGUAAGCAAGAACGCAUACGAGCUCCUGGGCAACGACCCGGAGCUCGAUCCCAACAGGGAGCCAGAACCACCUACCAAAGUCAUCGACAAGCCUGUCCAGCGAACUGGCAAGCGCAAUGCCGGCGCCGAGGGACCAGCAAAGGACACACCGAGACCUGCAGGAGGAGGACGAGGUGGCAGCCACCAGACGUUGAACAGAGGCGAUGUCGCUGGUGGAAACAACCGUGCCGACCGCCGUGACGAUGGUCUCCGCAACGACCGUCACUCCAACCGCACUAGGGAUGCUGGUGAGUUCCGCGAGGGUCGUGGCCGUGGACGUGAUGGCCGCGCGAGAGGUCGAGGUGGCCGCAACGCACCACGCGACGACCGUCACAGCCACACUGGCAUUGGCGAGCAAGCUAAGCAGGCAGCUCACGGAUGGGGUGGUGAGGACGGCAACUCUGAGUGGGCCGACGAGAAGGCCGGUGAGGCCAUUGCCAACGCUGAGGUCAAGGACGAUGCUGGCUUCACACCCGACACUGGCGCCCAGGACCCAGCCUUUACCAACGGACCAGAUGGCACUGUUGGCGAGGAGGCCGCAGCCGAGCCAGAAGAGAAGACCAAGUCCUACGACGAGUACCUUGCCGAACAAGCCGAGAAGCGUUUAGCACUCGGCGGUGGUCUGAACGUCCGCAAGCCAAACGAGGGAUCCGCGCAGAAGUUCCCAGAAGGCAAGGCAUUCGCCCGUGACCCAGAGGAGGAGAACUUCAUUGCUGCAACCGGCGGCAAGGCCAAGAAGGCGAAGGAGAUCGGCGAGAAGAAGGAGCGUGUCACCCUCGACGGCCAGUACUACGCAUCUGCCGACUCUGGUGAUCGUGGUGGUCGCGGCGGCGGCCGUGGAGGACGCGGAGGACGCGGUGGCCGGGGUGAAUUCCGAGGCGAUCGCGGUGGACGAGAUGGACGCGGCCGUGGCGACCGUGACCGUGGCGACUCUAGGGUAGCACCUCGCGGUGACCGUGGCGCCCCACGCGGCGGUUUCAACGCCCAGGACCAGUCUGCUUUCCCAGCACUCGGCGGAUCCUAG